Messenger RNA from Saccostrea cuccullata (small rock oyster), 2179 nucleotides. RefSeq lists its product as uncharacterized. Bases 717 to 1817 code for a protein of 366 amino acids. Lineage: Eukaryota; Metazoa; Mollusca; Bivalvia; Ostreida; Ostreidae. The record is from RefSeq and is a predicted model, not a curated record. The transcript is spliced from 7 exons.
CUUUUCUUGGAAAAAUGUGUGCAUUGCGUUCUCAUAAAGCCAGUUGAAUAUCUAUUGUUAUAACACAGUUUUGCAUUGUGAAUAAAAGAUAUUGUCGACAUUGAAGUUUUUUUUGACCGGCACGAAGUUCUGAGCUGGUGUCUAUAAACUUGUGGAGAAAAGAUUUUUGCUCAACAUGUGGAAGUGUUCUAGAACAUUUUUUUUGCCGUGACAGAAAUGAAGCAACUGACAUAUGAGAAUUGUCUUCUGGUACUGUUGGUAAUAAUACAUUUUUAUGAGAUUUUUGCACAAUAUCGGUUUCCAGUACAUAAAGUAAGUUCAUGCCCUGAAACGAAGACAUCAUGGAACAAAGCUGGGUUAAGGUUAAAUUGUUCCACAGACCGUCACAGUAGACUCCAGUACCAGUGCAUUCCAACACAGGACAUUUCAGCCCUCGUUGAGUUUUGCUAUGAUCUUGACAUGGGCUUUUAUGAAAAAGGAAAAUGCUUACACCUUUCAAGUUCUGGAUUCUUACACCAAAGAAGCUGUGAGACGUUCACAGAUGGUUGUCCUCCGCAGCCGUACUUUAGUAGCGACAUGUUUCAAUCACGGUAUUAACAGACUCAUCAACUACUCUUUGGACUUAUCCUGGUGUUUAUAAAGGAAACACAACCACUACCUUUGAAAAGAAGAACUGCACAUGCAGAAAUUAUUUCCAUACAGACAAUCCUUCGCAGAUGAAAAUAAUAAUUAUAUUAUCAGCCAUGCUAUCUACUAUGAUGUUGAUGAACAUUUUAAUUGUGUUUGUUUUUUGUAUCAAAAAGAGAAAAAUCUUUGAACGAUGCAAAAGAUACAAGCCAAUUCCAAAUAAAAACAUUGAGAUUGGAUUGGAUCCGAAAAUCGAGUAUUUUACAAAGGUCUACCAGUUUAGAAAUAACUUAAGGCUCAAAUGUGGUAAUGAAAGUGAGAAAGUUAUCUGGAAGAAGAACGACGAAGAGAUCAAUGUAGAGGGUCAUGUUAACAAAUACAAAACAGAUAAACAUGGAAAUUUAUUCAUUUUUGAUGUUAAAAUGGAAGACAAAGGAAGGUACCAAUGCUUCGCACCUGAAGGUCAUGCAGAUACAUAUGCUGUCAAUAUAGAAAUCCAAACGCUGAAACUAAAUGGCCCAAUGGAUAUUUUGCAAGAUGAAGAUUUGUCUCGGAAUGCAGAGAAAUAUGUGUGCAUCAUUUGGAAUGGCGAUAAAGAUAGAGAUGUAAAUAGUAUUGUUGAAAUUACUGAAAUAUCACGGCCAUCUAUGUAUCCUGGGGACGCUUCUGGACUUCAAGGAUUGUUCCCGGAGUCUAACAAACAGGCAGAAUUGAAAUUCCUUUUUCAUUGUUGUGUUUUAUUAAGUAAAAAUUUUACCUUAAAAUGGGGAGAAAUUAAUGAAAAUCAUUUAGAUAGAAUUAACCAAUUGUUACAAUCUACCCUUCGCUUAAAUAUCAACGAUUAUCGAGAAUCAGCAGUGAAGCAAGAAACUCUUAUUUCAUCGGAAGGAAGCAUUACAUUCGCUUCUGAGGAGGCAAAAAUUCAGACGUUUUGGACACUGUUGCAAAGGUGUCACGUUCCGAAACGCUUGAUAGAUUAUGUUUUUGAUAACAAACUUGCCAACCUUAUUAUUAGAUUUCUUCGACUUGAUGGACACAAAUGUUCAGAUAGUGAAACCUGCAUAGUUUUAUCGUCUUUACAUGUUGAAAAAUACUUAGAAUUCCUCAUUAGUAAAUACUUCACCGGAAAAGAUGAAUCAGAUAUGGAAGAAAAUUCUGUCCUCAAAAAGAUAAUAAUUGAUGGUAAGUAAGUUUCUUUCAAGGUUUUUAAGGAAAAUAUGUGAUACCACCAUUUAUUUUAUACGUUAACUUUUCUAUGCGCUUAAAUGUACAAAACUUAAAUGAUCAACGUUCAAUUUUUUACCUAAAAUAUUAUAAAGAUAUUUAUAUAUAUUUGACCUUCUUUAGAAAUCACCUUGUUAUUAUCAGAAAAACAAUGUUGAUCUAAAAAUCUUUAUGAAAGAAAUUGUCAUGAAGUGUUAUGCAACCUGUCUAAUGUACAAUGACAUGAACAAUAAGGGUACAUGUAAAAGGACGUUUCAUUUUGAAAAAUAAUGUUACAUGUAUAUAAUGUAAAAAUUGCAAAACUUUAAUUUCUAUGUCUAAGAUGGCG